CCACGGUGAGCUCGCGCUGCGCUGAGACCCAGGGUCCCCGGCGUGCCGCCUGCGAGGAGCCGCGCGAAGGUCGUCUGUCUGCCUGUCCUCCUGUCUGCCGUCUGCUGCCAGCCCGCCGGCCCCGACGCGCUUCUGCCUGUUCGUCUGUCCGUCUGUCAGUCUGUCCGCGACCUGCCACAGUCCCAACCACCCCCGCCAAGCACCAUGAACCAGAUAGAGCCCGGCGUGCAGUACAACUACGUCUACGACGAGGAUGAGUACAUGAUCCAGGAGGAGGAGUGGGACCGCGACCUGCUCCUGGACCCGGCCUGGGAGAAACAGCAGAGGAAGACUUUCACAGCCUGGUGUAACUCCCACCUGCGGAAAGCUGGCACCCAAAUUGAGAACAUUGAAGAAGACUUCAGGAAUGGCCUUAAGCUCAUGCUGCUUUUGGAAGUCAUCUCAGGAGAAAGGCUGCCCAAACCAGACAGAGGGAAAAUGCGGUUCCACAAGAUUGCAAAUGUCAACAAGGCUUUGGAUUACAUAGCCAGCAAGGGGGUGAAACUGGUGUCUAUUGGGGCUGAAGAAAUUGUUGAUGGCAAUGUGAAAAUGACCCUGGGUAUGAUCUGGACCAUCAUCCUUCGCUUUGCUAUUCAGGAUAUUUCAGUUGAAGAAACGUCUGCCAAGGAAGGUCUGCUGCUCUGGUGCCAGAGGAAGACUGCUCCUUACAGAAAUGUGAAUAUUCAGAACUUCCACACUAGCUGGAAAGAUGGCCUUGGACUCUGUGCCCUCAUCCACAGACAUCGGCCCGACCUCAUUGACUACUCCAAGCUUAACAAGGAUGACCCCAUAGGAAACAUUAACCUGGCAAUGGAAAUUGCAGAGAAGCACCUGGAUAUUCCUAAAAUGUUGGAUGCUGAAGACAUUGUGAACACUCCCAAACCUGAUGAAAGAGCCAUCAUGACUUACGUUUCCUGCUUCUACCAUGCUUUCGCGGGAGCGGAGCAGGCUGAGACAGCGGCUAACAGGAUAUGUAAGGUUCUUGCUGUGAAUCAAGAGAAUGAGAGGCUGAUGGAAGAAUAUGAGAGGCUAGCAAGUGAGCUUUUGGAAUGGAUUCGGCGCACAAUUCCCUGGCUAGAGAACCGAACUCCUGAGAAGACCAUGCAGGCCAUGCAGAAAAAGCUGGAGGACUUCCGAGAUUAUCGUCGGAAACAUAAGCCCCCUAAGGUGCAGGAGAAAUGCCAGCUGGAGAUCAACUUCAACACCCUGCAGACCAAGCUGCGGAUCAGCAACCGGCCAGCCUUCAUGCCCUCUGAGGGCAAGAUGGUGUCGGAUAUUGCUGGGGCUUGGCAGCGGCUGGAGCAGGCUGAGAAGGGUUAUGAGGAAUGGUUACUCAACGAGAUUCGCAGACUGGAACGUGUGGAGCAUCUGGCUGAGAAGUUCCGGCAGAAGGCCUCGACACACGAGACAUGGGCCUAUGGCAAGGAGCAGAUCCUGCUGCAGAAGGAUUAUGAGUCAGCAUCACUGACGGAGGUGCGGGCUCUGCUGCGGAAGCACGAGGCUUUUGAGAGUGACCUGGCUGCACACCAGGACCGAGUGGAGCAGAUUGCAGCCAUUGCACAGGAGCUCAAUGAACUGGACUAUCAUGAUGCAGUGAAUGUUAAUGAUCGGUGCCAAAAGAUUUGUGACCAGUGGGACAGAUUGGGGACACUCACACAGAAAAGGAGAGAAGCUUUGGAGAGGACCGAGAAGUUGCUUGAAACCAUUGAUCAGCUGCACCUGGAGUUUGCAAAGAGAGCUGCUCCCUUCAACAACUGGAUGGAAGGUGCUAUGGAGGACCUGCAGGACAUGUUUAUAGUCCAUAGCAUUGAGGAGAUCCAGAGUCUCAUCACUGCCCAUGAGCAAUUCAAGGCCACGCUGCCUGAGGCAGAUGGAGAGCGGCAGUCCAUCGCGGCCAUCCAGAACGAGGUGGAGAAGGUGAUUCAGAGCUACAACAUCAGGAUCAGCUCCAGCAACCCGUACAGUACCGUCACCAUGGACGAGCUUCGCACCAAGUGGGAUAAGGUGAAGCAGCUGGUGCCUAUCCGGGAUCAGUCCCUGCAGGAGGAGCUGGCUCGCCAGCACACUAAUGAACGCCUGCGGCGGCAGUUUGCUGCACAGGCCAAUGCCGUUGGGCCUUGGAUCCAGAACAAGAUGGAGGAGAUUGCCCGGAGCUCGAUCCAGAUCACAGGGGCCUUGGAGGACCAGAUGAAUCAGCUGAAGCAGUAUGAACACAACAUCAUCAACUACAAAAACAACAUCGACAAGCUGGAAGGAGACCACCAGCUCAUCCAGGAGGCACUGGUCUUUGACAACAAGCAUACCAACUAUACCAUGGAGCACAUUCGCGUCGGAUGGGAGUUGCUGCUGACAACCAUUGCUAGAACAAUCAAUGAGGUGGAGACCCAGAUUCUGACAAGAGACGCGAAAGGCAUCACCCAGGAGCAGAUGAAUGAGUUCAGAGCCUCCUUCAACCACUUCGACAGGAGGAAGAACGGUCUGAUGGACCAUGAGGACUUUAGAGCCUGCCUGAUUUCCAUGGGUUAUGAUCUGGGUGAAGCUGAAUUUGCCCGCAUUAUGACCCUGGUUGAUCCCAACGGACAAGGCACGGUCACCUUCCAGUCCUUCAUUGACUUCAUGACUAGAGAGACUGCGGACACUGACACUGCAGAGCAGGUCAUCGCCUCUUUCCGGAUCCUAGCUUCUGACAAGCCAUAUAUCCUGGCAGAGGAACUGCGCCGAGAGCUGCCCCCAGAUCAGGCCCAGUACUGCAUCAAGAGGAUGCCUGCCUACUCAGGCCCAGGCAGUGUGCCUGGGGCCCUGGAUUACACUGCCUUCUCCUCUGCGCUCUACGGAGAGAGCGAUCUGUGAUGCUGAGGUUCUGUAAACCUUGAUCCUGUCAGAAUGCAAUAAAAGCUGAAGUCACAGUUGGUUUCCUGGGAACUUUGACAAGCUUUAUUACAGUGGGAAGAAUUUUGUAGGAGCUCAGUCUAGCAGAAUAACGUGACUGAAAUGGAUUUUUGAUAGUAUGGCAUAGUGUGCUUCAUAAAUAGUUUUAUUUCUGAAUUCUUUAGCUAAAUGCAAUAUGCAGUUAGUUUGUUCCUUUGAGUAAGCAAAGCAAUUUAUUAGCUUUAAAAUGAGGAAGAUCUGGAGCUAGAAGACAAGUUUAAAAAAAGAAAAAAAAAAGUGAAAAUCCAAAAUACUCAAGAUUCAAGAUCAGGGGAAAAAUCACAAGUUGCUAAAUGUUUGAUAUUUUUUAAAAAGCCCUCAUAUCUAAUAUGCUUAUGUACUUAUCUCUAGGAGAAUGUUAGAGGUUGUAGCACUUUAUUUUCUGGUUUAUCCAAAGAUUAGCUCUACCUAAGUAUAAAUGGUACUGCUGUCUCUCUUUAGUUGAGUAGAAUAUCUGAGAGGGACCUGCCCGGCAAAGAAAUGAACUAUACAAAAGAUUUAGUAUUUAGAAUUUUUGAAAUUGAGUUUACAGUCAGUUGUUCAUUGUCUAAGACUAGAUAAUCCCUCGGUGGAUUUAAUGCCUUACUUAUCUGAGGAAACAUAGAACUGAGUUGUUUGCUAGAGAUGAAAAUGUGGUCAGUUAGGUAAAUGAGUUUUAGAAUUACUCAGAUUCCUGUGCUUUUCCCAAUCCUUAUUCACAGAGAUUCUUUAGAGAUGCCAUAGAUGAGUGCUCUGAUUUUAAAUAAGUAGGCUCCCACAGUAGUUGUUUAUAACAAGAGACAAUAGGUACCUUCUAGCACUCCAGAUUGGCCUUCCUUGUGCUAUGUUAAGAUCUGUUAGAAUGAAACCGGAGUUAACAGGAAGGAUUUAAACCUCUAGGGCAGUAGAGGUGAGUUCUUUUCCCUGGUGGACCAGUCAGCACAUAGCCUUUGGGUGGAUGCCUUUUGUGCAGCAUGCAGUGGGAGAGGCUUUUGUUGGUGGUCAGGGGUUCACCACCAAGAGGGGAUAGUGCCUUCUAACAGGUCCCAAGUUUGGCUGUGUUGGUGUCAAGCCUGGCUUCAUGACACCAGAUGCCAACAGCGCUCCUGACGUGGAGCCCUGCUUUGUUCAAUGUUUGUUCACUUUCCUGCUUGUGCUACCAUAUGCUAAAACCACUCUUUCUGUUAUUCCCCUUUGUUGACAGCUUAUGGAGAACAAAGCAGAAACUAUUUAUUUGGGUCCUUAAAAACCAGGAAAUGAGUAAUAAAAAAACCCAGUUGCAAACAGCAUUUAAAGUGUUUUAGAAAAGUAGCAAUAUGUCUAUUUACUACAGUCUGUUUCCUUAGAUUUUUGUAGAUUUCCAUAGACAUCUGGAAAUAAUGACACUUUCCAUUAGCAACUGUCUGGUAACAUGAUACUGUUAUUACCGCACUGACUCACUUAGAAUCCUUGACCUUUAGGCAUUUAAUUUACUUCAUUACUAAGUUGUUGGUAGUUACAGAUUUCUAAAAUAUUUGAACCUUGAGUUUUAUGCCAGAUACUUUUUGAGUAGUGUGUAGGUGAGCUCUUGACUCUUGUUUUAUUUCAAGCAGGUGCUAUAUCCCAUCCAUAAACAUGAGGGAGAAACUGAGAAGUUACUCUUCUUUGAGGGUAUUACUAGGGGAACUUGUGGUGUUUUAGGGCUGGUGUGGCUAACUCACCUACCUAAAUUUUUAACUUUACCACAUUCAGUGAGAAAACGGAUCAAUACUAUCUGCUAAUAAAUGAAGAAAGGAAAUAAACUGAAAAAUAAUAAACAUGUUUAUACUCUCA
This is a messenger RNA of Cavia porcellus (domestic guinea pig), 4758 nucleotides long. RefSeq names its product actinin alpha 2 (gene Actn2). Gene Ontology annotation, biological process: actin cytoskeleton organization; muscle cell development. Gene Ontology annotation, molecular function: calcium ion binding; actin filament binding. The record is from RefSeq and is a predicted model, not a curated record. Gene Ontology annotation, cellular component: Z disc; plasma membrane; cell projection. Bases 205 to 2889 code for a protein of 894 amino acids. NCBI's taxonomy places the organism in Eukaryota, Metazoa, Chordata, Mammalia, Rodentia, Caviidae. The transcript is spliced from 21 exons.